AUGUCUGCAGAUCACACAAGAGAUCCCUGUCCUAUAGUGAUACUUAAUGAUUUUGGAGGUGCUUUUGCCAUGGGGGUCAUUGGUGGAUGCGUGUGGCACGGUAUAAAGGGGUUUAGGAACUCCCCCCAUGGAGAGAGAGGAUAUGGUGCACUUUCAGCUAUAAAGGCAAGAGCGCCAGUAGUUGGAGGUAAUUUUGGUGUUUGGGGUGGAUUGUUUUCCACUUUUGAUUGCACGGUGAAAGCUGUUCGUAAAAGGGAAGAUGCCUGGAAUGCGGUUAUUGCAGGGUUUUUCACAGGUGGUGCUUUGGCAAUAAGAGGAGGUUGGAAACAUACUAGAAACUCAGCUAUAACUUGUGCUUGUCUUUUGGGUGUGUUUGAAGGUGUUGGUAUGAUGAUGCAAAGACUUCAAGCACAACCAGCUAUGGCACCGGUGUAUCCAGAAGAAGCACCGGUUAAACUUGCUGCUUAG
Molecule: messenger RNA, 468 nt
Organism: Lodderomyces oxycetoniae
Lineage: Eukaryota; Fungi; Ascomycota; Pichiomycetes; Serinales; Debaryomycetaceae
Gene: TIM17
Product: protein transporter
Exons: 1
Coding region: 1-468 (155 amino acids)
Biological process (GO): protein import into mitochondrial matrix
Cellular component (GO): mitochondrial inner membrane; TIM23 mitochondrial import inner membrane translocase complex
Molecular function (GO): transmembrane protein transporter activity
Source: RefSeq, a predicted model, not a curated record